ACGGAUAAUUAAACUGGACUUCUGUCUCUUUCACAGCAACCCGGAGUAAAUGAGGAGCUCUGAGAGAGAAAUCGUUCAGCUUCUGGACUCUUCUCUGCUUUUCUUGCUUUUUCUUCAUUGUAGUUUUGUUCAGCAGAUACAGGAGGAGGAGAAGGAGCCCGGGCUGUAAACGGGGCGGGACUGAGUUAGACUCAAGUCACUCAGUCUGAAGAACAGGUGAGCAGGUGAGAAGCAGCAGCAGCAGCAGGUAGAGAGAGAGCAAUACUCACAGUUUCUGUGGCGCGUUUUUUUUUAUUUAUUUUGUUUCGCUUAAUUAUCGCUUUAUAAAAAGACAGGCAGCUAUAUACAGAUAUUCUGCGGUUUCCUCUUUUAUUUUCCUGCUUCCUCCGAAUGGAUUUUAAAGUAUUAAUGAAAUUAAAGGUGAUUUAUCGUGGAUUUACAGUGUUUGAAGAAAAAAAAAACACUCUCAGCCUCACAAUGACCAACACUGACCAGACUCCCCCCGACCAGCACAGACUCUGAGGGGAAAAUACCCGGAUAUUAACACACCUAUUUCUUCAGCAAAUUAACUUUAAGAUGAAUGCAAAGAUCAUUCUAAGAGGUCUGCUGCUGCUCUGUGUGUGCCUCCUCUGCGCUCAGUCAGUGUCCAGCGGCAACCGAAGCUCCAGGGGGCAGACAGUCCGGUCUGAAGUGACCCCGGGGACGUGUGAGGUGGUCGCUGCUCGGCGCUGCUGUAAUAAGAAUAAGAUUGAGGAGAGGUCUCAGACGGUUAAGUGCUCAUGCUUGUCUGGGCAGGUGGCGGGGACUACCCAUGCUCGACCUUCAUGCGUGGAUGCCUCCAUAGUGCGUUUGAAGUGGUGGUGUCAGAUGGAGCCAUGUUUGGAGGGCGAGGACUGUAAAGUUCUUCCUGACCUCACCGGCUGGUCCUGCAGCUCAGGCAACAAAGUCAAAACCACCAAGGUGACACGAUGACACGGCAGUGAAAGGACAACAAGUCAACAGAUAAAGUGACACUAUAUUAUAUGGACACUGAAAAAGUGAGAACUCAUGGUGAUCAUAAAGCCCUACCAGUGUAGGUACUGCAGCUGGUCUGAAAUCAGUACUGCAAGUAUUGUGCAUAAACACAAAUACACGCACACACACACACAUAUACACACAAGCACAUAUAGAGUCUAUAUGAAGGACUUACUGUACAGUAGACAUACCAAAGCUAUUUCACACCAGCAGGUUAACAGCGUUUGAUGCUGCUCGCCGUGUUCUGAUAUAAGAAAUUCGUAACUGAUUUUUAGGUGUCUCUUUAUUUCUUGUGAAAUCCAGCUAUUGCACCAUGUGUGACACAUUUUUGGGUAAUACAUGAUUCUAUUACCGCUCUCCCCCUCUCGCUCUAAAGCACAGCCAUAUUAUAUUAAUUUGAGAUUAUGCUGGAGUUCAGCAGCUCCCCGCCAGGCCAUGUCUGCUGCUGCUGCUGCUUCUUCUGAGUUAUGACAUCACACUCGCACUCACAGUACAGCCUUUCUGACUCUGGCAGCCCUGAGACAAACAUGCAAAUGCUGAAACAUUGGCCUAACACACACACAUACACACACACCCACAAGCCCUUGUUAUUUUCUACCUGACUGGUUUGACACUUCAUCUGCAAUCCUGCGAAAGUUACUAUUCAUAGAAAUCUACUUGGUAUAUACAUGGAUAUUUAUAUGUACACUGAUCAUAUCAACCAUAACAUUAACACCACCUUCUUGUUUCUACACUCAUUGUCCAUUUUUCUCCACUGAGCACUUUGUAAUUUUAUAAUUACACUCUAAAGUCCUGUAUCUGUUUCUCUGCAUACUUUAUUAUCCUAAUUUCACCCUGUCUAUUCCUCGAUGGUCAGGACCCCACAGGAUCGCCCAGCUCACAGGUCAUUCUCAGCACUGCGGUGAGAGUGUGUUGUGUAUGUGCUGGUAUGAGUGGAUCCGACACAGCAGUGCUGCUGGAGUUUUUAAACACCUCAGUGUCACUGCUGGACUGAGAACAGUCUAGUAUUCUGUGAACACUAAUAAAUGAUUAGAGAAUGACCAACACAAACUGUGUAGCAACAGAAUGCAGUGCUUCUGUCACUGACUUCUGUCACUGAAGGUGGAGCAUCUAGGUGGGGGUGUCUAAUAGAGUGGACACAGAUAGGAGUGUAGUGCACUAUAGGCCCCCUUACAUUACUUUUACUUUUAUAUUUGAAGUAGUUUUGAAAGCAGUACUUUAUUUUGAGUAAAAAGCUUGAGUUAAUACUUUAACAUCUACAGAAAUAUUUUAAACUCUAGUAUAUUAUACUAUACUUCUACCUAAAAAAAUAAUGUCAAUACUUUUCACACCAUUGACUUUUAGGACUGGUGUGAAAAUAGUAUUAAGUUUUAGGUCAAAUUUAUGCAUAAAUGUAAACAAUUCUAGUGGGUUUCACUAAUUUUAAGCAUCACUCUACAGUGCUGUGUAUGUUUUGGAUUUCAAAAUUCAUUAUACGUCACUUUCAUCAAUAUUUAUUUGCUUUUCUUAGAAUAUUUAUUGUUGGAAGCCACUAUGAUUUUCAUCAUAUCACAUUUUAUAAAGAAAUUAUACUUUUUACAUUGUUGUUUUUUGAGUGUUUCUUUUCACAGCUUUAUUUUAGGUGGCUUUAAAAUAGCCAUUUUCCUGCUUUAUCUAAAAUAUUCUGAUCCACAACACUGUUCAGUUUUAAUCCUUUUUUUUAUUAUUCUGCCUUAUUGUACUUCUUCUUCUUUGGUUUUAAACAUGUGUAACAUCUCACACAUACACACCCACAUUCUCAACACUGGAGAUUAUUAUAUCGGGCUCUUUUUGGAAUAAAACUGUUAUUGCACAAUUUCCACAGCCUCCCUGAAAUACCUCCCUAGGUAGAUGUGGAAAUAUUCAAAUGAAUACAGUUCAUUUUUAAUGAUAUACAGUAGAACUCGGUGAGAGAAAGUAAUCGUCGUAAUUAGAGCCGCAUGAAAUUAAACACUUUUGACAUCCUUAAUGAUGUUAAUGGCUGCCCGUUGGAGCGCUGACACUUUCAAGAGUGAGCUGAAUUGAAAUUCAUCCCCCUCACUCUCACUCGGGAGCACUAUAGGUCUAACUCCUAUUUCUAAAUUAAUUCAAUUAGACGCCUUUAUCUAGUUGUCUACUGGAAUUUACGUUUGACAUGCCAUGGGAUUGUGGGAGAGCAUUAUGUAAAUUGAUCAUGAAGGGUUCCUUCAGUGGAUGGCUUAUGAACUCUCACACCUGUAUAUGUUGUGAGGUGUUACCUUGUGAGUGAGGUUGAACAUUGGUUAGUGUGCUAAUGGCAAGGCAACAUGAAUUGUCAGUUUGAACGAGGUCCAGGUUUGAGUGGGUUCCAGGUUGAUGAGACAUUUAUAGCCCUAUUUUAUCGAUCUAUUGGUGAGCCGUCAAAUAGAGGUCCGCACUCCCCACCCGUCAGAAUGUCUUACGGUGAGGGACAGAAUUGAACUGUUAUUGGCGGGAGCAGGAGUUUAAUCAAUCCAGGGGAUGCGGGAGUGGAACCACAUAUACAUGUAGAAA
Astyanax mexicanus (Mexican tetra) is the source of this 3543-nucleotide messenger RNA. Its product is annotated as chemokine-like protein TAFA-4. The record is from RefSeq and is a predicted model, not a curated record. The transcript has 5 exons. NCBI's taxonomy places the organism in Eukaryota, Metazoa, Chordata, Actinopteri, Characiformes, Acestrorhamphidae. Gene Ontology annotation, molecular function: receptor ligand activity. The coding region runs from base 577 to 972 and encodes 131 amino acids.